AUGACGAGCGUGUGCAGCAACAACUAUCAGCACUUUCAACUGACCAACGGCAACAUCAUGUUGCUGCAACAUCACCAGCUGCCCCAGCAUCAGCAACAACUCUCGGUGCCACAACAACAUCAGCUGAUUGCACCAAAGUUGCCACUGGGCAACAGCCAAUUGCAGAACAUGCAACAUGCCUCAAGUGUCGGUCCAAUGUUGCACAAAAAGAAAUUCAACUACAACAACAUGCCGUACAGCAGCAGCAGCGGGGCAGAGCAAAUGCCAUCGGUGGCACGUCGCAACGCACGUGAACGCAAUCGUGUCAAGCAGGUGAACAACGGCUUCGUCAAUCUGCGUCAGCAUUUGCCACAGAGCGUCAUCAAUACGCUCUCGAAUGGCGGUCGAGGCGCCAGCAAAAAACUCUCCAAGGUCGACACUCUGCGCAUCGCCGUCGAAUACAUUCGUGGACUUCAGGAUAUGCUCGACGAUGGCAGCAGCAGCAGUGAAGGAAGACAACUGCCAAGCUUCAGUCAACAUUCGGCUGAUGAGAGCAGCAACGAUGGCAGCUACAGCAACGAUUACAACAGCAGCAUCGAAGCUCCGUUCGUCAGUCAUUCUUAUCACUCUGCCUCGCCCACGCCUUCGUACAGUGAUUCCGAUCUAUCGGCUAGCUAUGUGAAGCAAGAGUUGCCCGAGGAACAUCAUCAGCAACAGCAACUGCAACAUCAUCAUCAUCAUCAUCAGCAACAACAGCAGCAGCAACAAUUCAAAUUCGAAUCGUUCGACAGCUUCAGCGAUGAGCAACCCGACGAUGAGGAACUCCUCGAUUACAUUUCAUCGUGGCAAGAGCAAUAAUCAGUGCAACAACAACAACAACAAUUGCACCCUUGUAAAUAUCAACUUCAACCUCAACGUUUGCCUUAGUGAAAACAACAACAAACAACAAACAAGUCCCAGCUAGCUUAAGUUCCCCCUUUUUUUGACUAGCCUUAUAAAAAACAAAAACACUUU
Drosophila albomicans is the source of this 993-nucleotide messenger RNA. It is a transcript of the gene l(1)sc, whose product is annotated as achaete-scute complex protein T3. Gene Ontology annotation, molecular function: DNA-binding transcription factor activity, RNA polymerase II-specific; RNA polymerase II transcription regulatory region sequence-specific DNA binding; protein dimerization activity. The transcript has a single exon. The record is from RefSeq and is a predicted model, not a curated record. Gene Ontology annotation, biological process: developmental process; regulation of transcription by RNA polymerase II. Lineage: Eukaryota; Metazoa; Arthropoda; Insecta; Diptera; Drosophilidae. Bases 1 to 837 code for a protein of 278 amino acids.